UUAAAACAAGGAUAUAGUUGCGCAUGGUUUAUUACUGAUUAGUCACGUGCAGAUUCAUACGUUUUUAUAUGUACUCAGUCGUUGUAAGAUAAACGGAAGACUUAAUUGUUACUAAAUUAUACUUAUUUAGACGAUUAUCGUUAUAGUACCAUUAUUUCCUCCCAACCUUCAAAAUACUAACCUACAAACAUGGUGCUGUCAUGUCGAUUUUACAAAGAGAAGUAUCCAGAAGUAGAAGAUGUAGUAAUGGUAAAUGUACGCAGUAUAGCUGAAAUGGGUGCUUAUGUACAUCUAUUGGAAUAUAACAACAUUGAGGGCAUGAUAUUGCUUUCUGAAUUGUCUAGGAGACGUAUUAGAUCUAUCAAUAAACUUAUUAGAGUAGGCAAAACUGAACCAGUUGUAGUUAUUCGAGUAGAUAAAGAAAAAGGUUACAUUGAUCUGAGUAAACGUCGUGUAUCUGCUGAGGAUGUGGAGAAGUGCACAGAAAGAUAUGCUAAAGCUAAAGCUGUUAACUCAAUUUUGAGACAUGUGGCAGAAUUGCUACACUAUGAUAGUGAUGAUCAAUUAGAAGAACUGUAUCAGAAAACAGCGUGGUACUUUGAGGAGAAAUACAAAAAACAAAAAGCAUCCGCUUAUGAUUUCUUCAAACAAUCAGUAUUGGAUCCUUCCAUUUUAGCAGAAUGUGGUCUUGAUGAGCAUACAAAGGAAGUGUUAUUAAAUAAUAUUAAACGGAAACUUACCUCCCAAGCAGUGAAAAUCAGAGCUGAUGUAGAAGUAGCAUGUUAUGGUUAUGAAGGAAUUGAUGCUGUUAAAGCUGCAUUGAAAUCUGGCUUGGCUCUCUCUACUGAAGAACUUCCUAUCAAAAUUAACUUAAUUGCUCCACCCUUAUAUGUUAUGACGACAUCGACCCCGGAAAAACAAGAUGGCCUGAAAGCAUUAAAUGACGCGAUCGAAGUAAUCCGAGAUAAGAUUACGUCGCUCGGAGGUGUAUUCAACAUUCAAAUGGCACCAAAAGUAGUCACUGCUACAGAUGAAGCAGAAUUGGCGCGACAAAUGGAACGAGCUGAACUAGAAAAUGCAGAAGUUGCUGGUGAUGAUGAUGAAGAAGAAGUGGAAGGAAUAGAUGGUGAUUUUAGUGGUGGCGAAGGAGCUGAACAGAAUGACAAAUUCAGAGACGUGUCACAAGAAGAAAAUUGAAAAUUUAUAAAUAUAUAUAUAUAUAUACACAUAUAUAUAUAUAUAUACACAAAUAAAAUAUAAAUUUAAUUGACAGCCAGAUAUUUACACGGUUUUAUUCAUUAACAGUUACUUUAAUGAAUCUCGUCAUCACAUAUAUUCAGUCUAAUAUAAGAUAUUAAAAAUUUAAUUUAAAAAAUUAAAGAUUUAUUGUAAUUUCCAUAGAUUCGGAAUUUUUUACCAAUUUAAUGUGUAAUAAACAAGGACAUUCUUAUGCUCUUAAUAUAAGAUACUUCAAA
Harpegnathos saltator (Jerdon's jumping ant) is the source of this 1475-nucleotide messenger RNA. It is a transcript of the gene eIF2alpha, whose product is annotated as eukaryotic translation initiation factor 2 subunit alpha. NCBI's taxonomy places the organism in Eukaryota, Metazoa, Arthropoda, Insecta, Hymenoptera, Formicidae. Gene Ontology annotation, biological process: translational initiation. Gene Ontology annotation, cellular component: eukaryotic 48S preinitiation complex; eukaryotic translation initiation factor 2 complex. The transcript has 6 exons. The record is from RefSeq and is a predicted model, not a curated record. The coding region runs from base 190 to 1197 and encodes 335 amino acids. Gene Ontology annotation, molecular function: RNA binding; ribosome binding; translation initiation factor activity.